Molecule: messenger RNA, 3198 nt
Organism: Cryptotermes secundus
Lineage: Eukaryota; Metazoa; Arthropoda; Insecta; Blattodea; Kalotermitidae
Product: beta-1,4-mannosyl-glycoprotein 4-beta-N-acetylglucosaminyltransferase
Exons: 2
Coding region: 291-1712 (473 amino acids)
Biological process (GO): N-acetylglucosamine metabolic process; protein N-linked glycosylation
Cellular component (GO): membrane
Molecular function (GO): beta-1,4-mannosylglycoprotein 4-beta-N-acetylglucosaminyltransferase activity
Source: RefSeq, a predicted model, not a curated record
AAAAUAAUUACACUGGGAUACUUCGUGAAGUAUGGUAUCAAGUAUAUUCGGCAAAGUAUAAAAGUUUCAAUAACGUUCUAAUGGGCAAGUUUUUACUGAACGAAACAUAUCUUCUCCCAUCUUCACAAGGCUUCAAAAACGAGUUACGAACACUCCACUGCAUUAACAUCAAUGGAAUGCGCACGCAAACCAAUCAUUUAGCAGACGACAUACAACAGUGUCAAGAUUUUGGGCGGUACACAUUGCUGGAACAAUGCCCUGCGAGAUUUCUAAGCUAAUAAUUAUACUAAAUGCAUUACAGAGUGGAUUUUAAGUUAUGUAUGCUCUGGACAUUGCUCGUGCUUCAGGUUUUGCUAGUGAUAUAUUAUUUGCUUGUGGCUCCUUCAUCACACAUGUUUGACUAUCCUACUUCGACACCAAAAGAACACGAAUUUUCGUUCUCCAGCAGCUCGAAACCAUACCCAAUUAGAUUUGUUGCCCCUAGUGGUAUUAACGCUGUGCCAUAUCAUAAAAAAUUGCAGGGAUACCUCACAGAAAAAAGUCGUGCAAUUUUGCCCAACACUGUAGCUUCCAAAUAUUUUGUUAAAUUGAACAAUGAAACUGUGUGUUUUGAACGGGGAACAGACAUACGUUAUACAAAGAGACGACAUGCACAUCACAUGGAUCAAACAAGAUGUGAAUGUAAAAAAGGUUGGCAUGGAAAAGACUGUGGCCAACCUGAAGUAAUCUGGCGAGCUUUCAUAGCAUCUCGUCAAAAAAUAUCCCCCAGGAGACGAAAAACACCUCGGAGAAUUAUUCAUGGUUUUCCAAUUACAGGCUUAGAAACAACAAUAGCUGAAAUUAAACUUCAUGAACUAUCGCAUGUUGUUGACUUUUUUGUUAUAGGAGAGUCAAACCAUACAGCAACAGGACAUCUUAAACCGCUUUACUUCAGGCAUAAACUUCAAGACAAGGGAUUUAUCUCUGAAGAUAUACGACAGAAGCUUCUUUACAUUCCGUUGACAGAUCCCUUGUAUAGUGAUAGUAAAACAGUUAAUCACAGCAGCGCUUACAGCAAGAGUAUUAGACAACAACUGUGGCAAAGAGGGCAAGUCACAUUAACAAAUUUAAGAUCAGAUGACCUGUAUAUAGACUCUACUGAUGCAUAUCAAAUUCCUAAUCCAAAAGCACUAUUAUUCUUCAAACUGUAUGAUGGCUGGCCAUUGCCAGUUGCAUUUCGGUUGCGGUGGUCCGCAUAUGGUUUCUUCUGGCAGCAUCCAAAGAGGACUGUCAUAACACCAGGUGUUUAUACAGUAGGAAUUAAGGCUGAUAUAUUCCAUAAUAGUCCACUGAGGAUUCCAGGUUAUCUCAUUCCAGGGUUGGAGGAACCUGAAGGGAGUUCGAUGUAUGAACUUCUUGUGGGAGACUUGAAUCACUAUGGUGGCUGGUACUGUAGUUGGUGUCUCGAACCAAACGAUAUUGUUACCAUGCUGCAAUGGACACCUCACGAUAACAGUCCAAUCGACUGGGACAAAGUGAACAGCAAAAAGAUUGAUGCAGCAUAUGUAGAAGAUCUUGUUGGUACAGGGUUAUGGCUUGAUGGUGUUACACCCCUUAUUAGAAAAUCUCAGCACAGGGACUUGUACUUUGCUCCUGAAUAUGUUACAAACAACACUUGGAAGUACGACUUUCUAUACACUAAUUUCUAUAGCAAACUUGAUUACUAUAAUUAACCUUUAUCAUCUGUGUGUCGCACCAUUGUGGUAGCACAUACAUAGGUCCAGCAAACCUAGUGACAUUGUUUCCGAUGUGAAUGUCACUAAUCCCUACUUAAAAUCCAGCUGCAAUUACUACAAUAGCAAAAGGCUUAAAUCCCAUGGUCCCAGAUGAGAAAGGUUAAUAACUGCAAUAGGAUGCUGUUCAGUUGAUUUUGAAUUAUGUUGUUGGUAAUAACUUAAAAAUACUAUCAAUCAAAUUAUGAAUUUAUUCUUGUGAUUUUAAAUGGUUUCACAGCGAUUUAAAAUUUGUCAGCUGUACUGUUAACUAGUUUAAAAGAAAUGUAAUACUCAAAUUCUUACUUACAAGAAGUUGGGCUGAAAUAGACUCACGUGCUUCCAAACCAGGAAGUUAAAUUUGAGGGUAUGCAGGCAUUAAUUUACUUAAAGAUGGCGAUUUUUCUGGUCAAUUAUCAUGUUCUUAUGAUGUCAGAAAUAAGAUAGUUAUGUAAUGUGUUCAGAAGUUCUGCAUAAUCCAUCUAGGAAAUUCAUUGUUCUUCCACAGAGGUGGUUCUUCAACAGUUUUAGAGACAGCUAUAUUAAGACUUAACAAUUUCAAAGGAAGCACAUUUGUACUUGUUUUAAAUUUUGAUUAUAUUCUAUGCAGAAGCAACAAUAUUUGUGCUUUCACUGUUAAUACAUAUGCUUCCAUAGAUCAUCUUAAUGCAAGGUCUGCUUGUUCAAACUGCCUUACUUUGGGUUAUACUUCUUAUUAAUUUCAGUGAAGUACCAUGCAAAGAAAGAACGGUAUACUAGAAUGAUUUCACAUCCAACCAUUAGCUGGACACAGGAAGCAACUAAUUGAAAUUCAGAAAGUCUGAAUAAAUUAGUUUUUUCUUCCUCUACUAGCAGUGAGGAAAGAAAGAGAUCAUAAAGGUAACUGUGCCACAAUGAGGAAACAAGCUUCCAAAUUUCUGAUGAUUAAGAUUUAGAAGUGAACAGGGUCCUGUGUCAGAAGUGUCUUGUGAUGGUGCUGAUGGUAAUUUUCUGAAUAUGUACAAACAGUUCAGAUAAAACUACCAAAGACUUCCCUGCAUCAUGCAACAUUGUGUUCCCCACAAAAGGCAAAGGAUCCAUAGCCAGCUAUCAAAUUUUAUUCAGAGUUUUUGAGAAACUGAUAGUCACUCAGCACAGAAAUUCUCCAUCCCUUACAGAAAGUGAAUGUUCAUUGCCAUGUACACAAGAUGCCACUACUGGAUCCUGCACAGAGCAGCCUCACGCUGUUUCUGUGAGAUCUAUUUUUGUAUUAUCAUCCCAUCUAUGCCUAGGUCUCCCAAGUGGUCUCUUCUCUUCAGGUGUUCAGACUAGAGUUUUAUAUGUAUUUCUUAUUGCUCCCACAUGUUCUAUGUGCCCUACCCAUGAUUCAAAUUUGCCAUAUCCUAGCACUGGUACAGUACACUUACUGAUGGAGCUGAGCCCUUCUUGAGGAGCCACCAAUUCUGCA